Molecule: messenger RNA, 2186 nt
Organism: Ruditapes philippinarum (Manila clam)
Lineage: Eukaryota; Metazoa; Mollusca; Bivalvia; Venerida; Veneridae
Product: G protein pathway suppressor 2-like
Exons: 11
Coding region: 255-1292 (345 amino acids)
Biological process (GO): regulation of transcription by RNA polymerase II
Cellular component (GO): transcription regulator complex
Molecular function (GO): transcription coregulator activity
Source: RefSeq, a predicted model, not a curated record
GGUUGAACUACGGAUAAUUUUUUCCUCAGAUUGCUGGUGUAAUUGAAAAUGCCAGCGUUAUUGGAGCGGCCAAAGAUGACAAAGCUAAUGUAUCAGACACUGAAACGACAUAUACUUAGUGAACGUGAGAGAAAAAAACAAGCUGAGCAAGAACAAGAUGCUAUGCUGGAACAAAAAUAGAUUUUUUAGGGGGUAUAAUGGGCCUUUAAGCAAACUGUUUUGUUCCUUUAACAGCUGAGCAAGAACAAGAUGCUAUGCUGGAGCAACAGAGAAAGGAAAGAGAGAUGAAGAAGAAGAAAGAAGAAGAUAACAAUCUCACUAUAGAACAGACAAAAGAACAAAUAUCACAGUUAGAAAAGAAGCUGGAACAGUUAGGAUCAGAGAAACACGAACUGUUCUCACAAUUAAAGAAAGUUCUUCAUCAGGAGGAUGAAACGAGGAAAAGAACUCAACUAAAGGAGCAAAGUGAAUUAAUGAGUGUUCAGGCACCAUACACUCACCCGGCAAUGCCUCCAGUGUCAGCUCAUUCGAUGCAUCUAGGACGGCCUACCAUGUACAGACCAACACAGAGUAUGAUAACAGUUACAUCUGUUCCGAAUGUUCCAAUGAAGAGACCAAGAAGUCCGUCCCCUACGCCAACAUCUGGUUACCAGCAUCCAUAUGAGAGCAAAAAGGCUGUUGCAAUGUAUAGUCAUUCUGCACAAGAUUUUAAAUCAGGAACAUACCCUGCACCAGCUCAACAAGGUCAGGUGACCUUCGUUUCCCAACCGGUACACUCGUUUCAGCAAUCUACAGUGUCGUACUCCACUUGUAAGCCGACCCCGGGAAAAUACCAACCAGCUAGCCAGUCGGCUUUCUCCACCUACCCAAGUCAUUAUGCUCAACAUCAAAAAACUAUACCUGAACAACAGUACCCGGCUGCUUAUCAAAUGCAAAGACUUCAACAGCCAGGUUAUUUAGCAUCACCACACUCUGCUAACAUUCCGUUACAACAGCAACUGCAGCAUGCUAAUGAGAAAGCAGGAUUUAAUGAAGGCGAGAAAUAUAAAAUGCAGCAGCCAGCACAGAUAAGGGGUGUGGCCCCCAUACAGGGUCAGCAGCCAGGAAUGUUACCAAUAUCUUUACAGCAGGAAAUGCCUGGAAGAGGAAGCAUAGUAACUGGAUUUGCGAGAAGUCAGGCACCACCAACAAGUUCAUACCAGCCAAGUAGCUCACAGCAGGUAAUGUAUCCAGGUCAACAGCCAGGAGGUCAAGGUCGUCCCGGUUACAAUAACCAAGGUCGUUACCAUUGAAAGGUUAUCAGAUAUUGGGACUGGUAUCAGAAAGUCUAGAAAGUGCAAUGAAAAGUUAAAUAUAAGGAUCUCAAUUUAUGAUGUUAUUUUUAAAUGUCAAAUAUCAAAGUUAUUUAAUGUCAAAUAUCAAGGUCAUUAGACAUGUAUUCAGUGUAUGAAAAUAUUUGAUUACAUCAGAACAAUGUUAUAAAACAUGAUUUUGCUACUGUGCAAUUCAAAAAAUAACUGAAGAUGUUAAUAAGAAGUGAUCUUGUGGAUAAGAGAAAGUGAUAAUUGUCUGAAAAGUGCUAUGAAAAUUUUGUAAUGUGCUACGUUUGUGUUUAGUGAAGUUUUAUAUUAGUCCUCUCACUUGCAUGUUAACAUAUGAUUUAGAUAUUGAAAUUUGAGAAAAAAUGAAGGAUUCAUUGCAUUGUUGUCAGUGAAAAAUGUGAAGAAGUGUGCCUUUUUUCUACUGUGACAGUGUUUGACUUUUUUCUACUGUGUUAUUGUAUUUUAAAGAAGGGAUUGUUUUUUUCUGGUGUAUCAGGUGUAUCAAGUGUGUGCAGGGGAGUUGGGGUUUGGAAGUUGAAAAGGCUGGGGUUGAGGGAAGGUAAAGAGUGAUGGUGGUUGAGGUAGAGGAUGGAAGAGUCAAGAGGAUGGAGGUUAAGAGAUAGUGGUUUAGGAAGAGGGAAAGAGGUUAGGGAUUGGAGUUGAGGAAGAGGGAAAGAGGUUAGGGAUUGGAGUUGAGGAAGAGGGAAAGAGGUUAGGGAUUGGGGUUGAGGAAGAGUUGAAACAGAUGCGAUGGAAAAAGUGUUGAAAUGAAUAAGGCAGAGGGACUGUGAUUAGUGAUUGAGGAAGAGGAGUGAAUUUGUUAAAUGUGCUAUACAGAUUAUUUGUUGUUAUUAUAUUUUGUAU